AUGUCCACUACCAAGAAGAUUGUAGUACUACCAGGUGACCACGUUGGUGGUGAAAUUACCGAGGAAGCCAUCAAAGUGCUUAAAGCCAUCGAACAAGUUGAGUCUUCCAAAGUGAAGUUUGAUUUCCAAUACCAUCUUAUCGGUGGUGCUGCUAUUGAUGCUGCUGGUGUCCCAUUGACUGAUGAAGCAUUAGAAGCCUCUAAGAAGGCCGAUGCUGUCUUGCUUGGUGCCGUUGGGGGUCCAAAAUGGGGGACCGGUGCCGUGAGACCAGAACAAGGUCUUUUGAAGAUCAGAAAGGAACUAGGUUUAUAUGCCAACUUGAGACCUUGUAACUUUGCCUCCGAACCUCUAUUAGGAUUAUCUCCCCUAAGACCAGAAAUCGCUAAGGGUACUGAUUUCAUGGUUGUCAGAGAGUUAGUCGGUGGUAUCUAUUUCGGUGAAAGAAAGGAGGAUGACGGUGAUGGUGUUGCCUGGGAUAGUGAGAAAUAUUCUGUUCCUGAAGUGGAAAGAAUCACUAGAAUGGCUGCAUUCUUAGCAUUACAACAUAACCCACCAUUACCCAUUUGGUCCUUGGAUAAGGCUAACGUUCUUGCCUCUUCCAGAUUAUGGAGAAAGACCGUGGAAGCUACCAUUAAGAAUGAGUUCCCCACUUUGACAGUGCAAAACCAAUUGAUUGAUUCUGCUGCUAUGAUCCUUGUUAAGAACCCAACUCAAUUGAACGGUAUUAUUAUCACUAGUAAUAUGUUUGGUGAUAUCAUCUCUGAUGAAGCUUCUGUUAUUCCAGGUUCUCUAGGUUUAUUACCAUCUGCAUCAUUGGCGUCGCUACCAGAUUCCAACACUGCGUUCGGGUUAUACGAACCAUGUCAUGGUUCUGCACCAGAUUUACCAAAGAAUAAAGUCAACCCAGUGGCAACCAUCUUAUCUGCCGCCAUGAUGUUGAAACUUUCUUUGAAUAUGGUUAAGGAAGGUGAAGCUGUCGAGGAAGCUGUUAGAAGAGUAUUGGAUGCUGGUGUUAGAACUGGUGAUUUGGGUGGUUCCAAUUCCACUCAAGAAGUUGGGGAUGCCAUUGCUAAGGCCGUUAAGGAAAUAUUAGCAUAA
Molecule: messenger RNA, 1098 nt
Organism: Naumovozyma castellii
Lineage: Eukaryota; Fungi; Ascomycota; Saccharomycetes; Saccharomycetales; Saccharomycetaceae
Gene: LEU2
Product: 3-isopropylmalate dehydrogenase
Exons: 1
Coding region: 1-1098 (365 amino acids)
Source: RefSeq, a predicted model, not a curated record